AUUUGACUUUAAUAAGUGAUUGUUGUACCGUUUAAAGUGUCCCUCGUUGCGCCACUCCAUUCGAGCGGCUCUACGCGUCUCCAAGUUCCCUAAUUCGUUAGCUCUGAAACUUUUCGGUUUUCGGUUCUCUGACUCCGAUUCUCGACGGAUCAUCGAGUGUCGCCGGGCUUCUGGUGGCGGUUUUUAGGCUUCCCGGUUUCGCUCUAUUGGCAGUACGCCAGCGCCAGUUGGCACCUUUCGACGUGGAGCCGCUAAAACCACUCGAUCGCAGCGAUAUCGGGAGCUGCCAGAGCGAGAGGGACCGAGUGUAUAACGGAGCGAGCGAGCGAGAUAGGACCCCACAAACGGACGCUCUCUUUCGGCGGACAGAUUGUUGUUUUUAGCCGACUACGGUUUUUAUGGCUUAUUGAAAUCGGAUAGCGGCAGUCAAAAAGCGCGCGUUACGCCUGCCACAACUGCCGGACACUCCAUCCGGCUCCUAUAUCUCGGCUAUAUAUCGGAAAAUGUAGCUCUCGUUCGAGUGCAGUUGACUAGCAAUAUCCCAAUAAAUCACGCCUCGCCUCCAUCGCCUAAUUGCUGUACGAAGUGUACACAUCAAUUAAAAAGUGAUCGCGCAUUAAAAACCCAUUCGAGUGCAAAUAAUUCGCUGACAAAUAGUUCAUUAAAUAAUUCAUUAAAUGUGAACCCCGCAAGCCAGCAGUUAACCACCAACAAACCACCAGCUCUCCCCCGUCCAAUUUCCAGUAACACUUUUUUUUUCUGGUUCAGUUUCUGUUGCUCUAACUGUUACUUUUACUGUUUCGGCUGGCAUUUUCCACGACGAUUUUCCCGACGGUUCAGAUUUUCUGCACGCAAGAGCCUUAAUUAUGAGCAAUUAUAAUCCGAAUUGCGGUUACUUCGAGGAUUGCAGCUACUACACGAACAACGUGUACCAACAGGAUUAUUGCAUGCAGCCGGAUUAUGAGUACAACAAGCAUGUCUACGACUUGUUCGAUGCAAAGGUGCCGUCGUCGCAGCGCUCCGGCUUCCACAUAUCGGACAUCCUGAACCUGGAGGGAUCCGAGCUGAAGAAUGCCGCCGCCGUGGCCGCCGCAGCGGCCCAACAUGGCAGUGAUUUGAGCCACCACUCGGCCAGUGAGUCCGCCACCAACGGACACGUCGGUCAGGGAGCUCAUGCCACGCCCUCUGCACUUUCGCCCACUCCCGCCGGCGGUUCGGUGGACGAGCACCACAACAACAGCGGCAGCGGCAGUGGCAGUGGCAGCGGAACGGGGGCGGGAUCGGGGUCCUCGGACCACCACAGCACCACCGAGCACCACUCAGCACAGCAGCCGGCGAGCCACCCGAGCCAACAGCAGCAGCACCCGCACCACCAGCAACAGCAGUCGCACCACCAGCACCUCCAGCAGCAGCAGCAGCAGCACCACCCACACCACCCGCACCACCAGCAGGCGGUGGCUCCACUCCCGCUGGCGCACCACCAGAGCGGCGAUGCCCAGAGCCACGCCCACGCCAAUGCAGCCGCCGCCCACCUGCUGGCCAGCCACAAUGCGGCGGCCGCUGCAGCGGUGGCCGCCGGCCAAUACCUGCCCAAUCUGCCGAAGAACUUCCCGGGGAGCUUCGGCGACGAGAUGUCCUCGUACCACCACAUGGCCCAGACCAUGCUGCAGCACUCGGGGCGGAGUGCGUGGAUCAAGGAGAACGAGCUAUACGGAACCCAGCAGCCCGCGAGUCCGGACAGCACCUCGCCGGUGACCUCGGAGGUGUCGUACACCUACAUCGGCUCCAACUGCCAGACCUCCCCGGCUCUUUCCGGUGACUACAAGAGCUACAGCCGAUCCGCCGAUAGCGAUGCCCUGUCGGUGGGCGAUGCCCUGCACACGAUGAACGGAGGAGCCUCGGCUCCUGGCGGCGGAGGUCCUUCGGCGGCUCAUGCCCUCCACAACAACAACAAUAACAAUAAUAACAACAACAACAACAGCCUGAAGCAUGAUGGUCUGAAUGGAGCGGCGAGCAGUGGCCACGACGACAGCCUGAACGAGGACGGCAUCGAGGAGGACAUCGACGACGUGGACGACGCGGACGGCAGCGGUGGCGGCGGCGGUGGCAACGGCUCGGAUGGAUUACCCAACAAGAAGCGCAAGCGGCGGGUGCUCUUCACCAAGGCGCAAACCUACGAACUGGAGCGGAGGUUCCGCCAGCAGCGGUACCUUAGUGCCCCGGAGCGGGAGCAUUUGGCCAGCUUGAUCCGACUGACGCCGACGCAGGUGAAGAUCUGGUUCCAGAACCACCGCUACAAGACGAAGCGGGCGCAGAACGAGAAGGGCUACGAGGGUCAUCCGGGUCUGCUCCAUGGCCAUGCCACACAUCCGCAUCAUCCGAGUGCGUUGCCCUCGCCGCGUCGCGUCGCCGUUCCGGUGCUGGUGAGGAAUGGGAAGCCCUGUUUGGGCGACGGCUCCAAGCUGGGCGCCGACUGUGUCUCCGUCUCCUCGGCCACCGCCACCGCCAUGCAGAAUGCCGCCGCCGCCCACCAUUUGGUGGCUUUGAAUGGGGCGGCCGCGUAUCAGCACGCCGCUGCCGCCGCCGCCGGCCUGCACGCCCAUGCCCACGCCCACGCCCAUGUCCACGCCCACGGGCACGGGCAUCCACAUGCCCAGAGGUCGGCCUGGUGGCCCUAAUACUGCUAGGACCGGAUCUUCGCGGGCCUGGAGCCACUCGAAUAGGUGGAUGUGGAUGUGGACGUGAGCCUCGCAACCUUGUGCAAUAGAGAUCAGAGGCCAGGCCCCCACAAAAAGGAUCCCCAGAUCCCCGGAUCCCCGGAGAAGCCAAACGGAAAGAGCAACCAGAAGCGAUACAAUAAUAAACCACAACUAGUUUUAGUCUCACUGAUGAGUCAUUCAUUCCCUGAGUCAUUCCUGUACAUAGGUUAGCCGGCAAAAGCGCCCCAAAACUAUAUAUAAAUAUAUAUAUAUAAAUCGAACUUACCCCAAGACCCGAGCUCAAGAGCUGCGGGGCAACUUAGUCAGGGGUUAGGUUACCUCUAUAUGAAACACAAGAUCCAUUCCCUGGAACAGAACUCAAAUGCCCGUGACAAGUGGGACUUUAUAAUCAAAUAUAAUCAGAUAUUGUUACGGGCAUUUGGAUCCCACAAGUCUCCCAUUUUCACUGCACUAAAGUUGAUUAUACUUAUAAAACCUAGAGCUAGACAUAACUUUUUUUUAUUUUUUUUUUUCCUAGACCUAAGUGAAGACCCAAAGGAAAACAUUGUAUAUAGCAAAGAAGAAAAAAAAACGUAGCAUAGGAAACUAAGGUAAUCGCAAGGAAAAACUUAUAAAUGGCAAUGCAACUAAAUCUGUACUAUAUCUACGUUAUACUAAAGUCAAGCGUAAUUAGUGUUCAAAUUUUUUAGACAGAAUUUAAUGAACUUUUUUUUUUUGUAUGAUUACACAUACGUAUAAUAUAGACACUUAGUCCUAACCGAUAUUUUUUUUCGUGUGUGUGCGUGUAUAGCGAGUAAAGGAAAACUCUUUGAAUUUAUAGCAAGUAAUGAGUUCAUAAAUGUUUAAGGAAAGGACGGCGGACAGAGACACUUACAGAUACGGCAAAUGUAUUCGGGACAGAAAGCAAAGCGAAACGACACUACAAACUGCAAAAUACAUUUUAGAGAUUUAAUAAAAACCAUUUACAAAAAUUAAAA
Drosophila ficusphila is the source of this 3697-nucleotide messenger RNA. It is a transcript of the gene vnd, whose product is annotated as homeobox protein vnd. NCBI's taxonomy places the organism in Eukaryota, Metazoa, Arthropoda, Insecta, Diptera, Drosophilidae. The coding region runs from base 867 to 2678 and encodes 603 amino acids. The record is from RefSeq and is a predicted model, not a curated record. The transcript has 3 exons. Gene Ontology annotation, biological process: cell differentiation; regulation of transcription by RNA polymerase II. Gene Ontology annotation, molecular function: RNA polymerase II cis-regulatory region sequence-specific DNA binding; DNA-binding transcription factor activity, RNA polymerase II-specific. Gene Ontology annotation, cellular component: nucleus.